UCUUGGUACUGGUGGAGACUGGGUGGCUGUGCGCAGGUGUUACUUGGCUAGUGCGUUAUUAUCAAACCUGUCCAGUGGACCAAGCUAAGGACGUUAUGCUAGGUUUGGUGAUAUCGAACUGGUGCCUGCUGGCAUUGAUGGUGGUGACCAUUUGGUGCACGUAUGAUGCCGCUGGCAGGUCCUGGGUGAAGAUGAAGAAGUAUCAGCGCAGCAUGAGGGAGGCGGAAUCGAGGGGGGCAAGAUUGCAUUACAAGCGCAGCGGCAGUAGAAGUCGAAAUUGGCGACAACGAAAAGUCAUACGUGCCUACCAGGACAGCUGGGACAAUAGAUGCAGAUUGUUGUUCUGCUGCAUGGGUAACUCCGAUCGUAAUCGAAAUUCGUUCGCCGACAUCGCCCGACUGCUGAGCGACUUCUUCCGCGACCUGGACGUGGUGCCGUCGGACGUGGUGGCCGGUCUGGUGCUGCUCAGAAAAUUCCAAAAGAUCGAGCGCGAGUUGAUAGUCAAGCAGCGCAAGAACGACACGUACGAGUUCCUGUCGGGAGUGCCGGUCACUUCGCGCACAAAGUUCCUGUCCCUGACGGAGGACGGCGAUCUGGUCCAUUUUCAGCUGGCCAUCCACUACAUGCACUUCGCCCUCGCCGCCUACGGUUGGCCCAUGUUCCUCGUCGAUCCUUCCACCCAACUCUGCCAGUUAUGCACUAGAUUGCAAUGUUGCUGCUGCCUUCCGUGCGGCGCCCGUCACGAGGACACGGCAAUCGUCGAGGACAAUUGUUGUCGGUGCAAUUACGCCGCCCUGAGCAGGAUGCUCGACCUGGGGGAGAUCGAAGUCGUUUAUGCGACCUUCCACGUUGACGUUGGCGAAACGCCGUUCUUCGUUGCGCUCGAUUAUACCAAGAGAAAGAUUGUGAUCAGUAUACGAGGGACCUUAAGCAUGAAGGACGUGCUGACAGACCUGAACGCCGAAGGUGAGGUGCUGCCUUUGUCGCCGCCAAGGGAGGACUGGUUCGGGCACAAGGGAAUGGUGCAGGCCGCCGAAUAUAUACGCAAGAAGCUGCAGGAGGAGGACAUUAUCGCGCGUGCUCGCGCAAAGAAUCCCUCCAGGGGUACGCAUCAAUUCGGGCUGACCUUGGUGGGGCACUCGUUGGGCGCUGGCACGGCGGCGAUCCUCGCGAUCCUGCUGAAGCAGGACUACCCGGACCUGAUGUGCUUCUCGUACGGUCCGCCCGGCGGACUGUUGAGCAUGCCCGCCCAGCAGUACACGCAGGAGUUUAUCACCUCCGUGGUGGUGGGCAAGGACGUUGUACCGAGGAUCGGACUUCGGCAGAUGGAAAGUCUCAGGGCGGACCUCAUCAACGCCAUAAAGAGAAGCGUCGAUCCUAAGUGGAAGACGAUAGCGUGCUCGGUGAUGUGCUGCGGCUGCGGCUCGACACCCACGUCGGCGGCCAACCUGGAGGCCGGUGGUUGUAUCAGCGAAUACCAGCGGGACAAGGAUCGGGCGCGCGCGCAGACGAUCGUACCCAGCGAUUCCAGCAUCGCCCUGACACUGCACAGGCCGCUGUAUCCGCCGGGGCGGAUCAUACACGUGGUGCGACAUCAUCCGAACAAGGGCGAGCAAAAGUAUGAGACGCAUUGGAGACAAAUGUUGAGCAAGCACGAGCCAGUGUACCAGGCACUGUGGGCCGGUCCGUGCGACUUCGACGAGGUGCUAAUCAGCCCGGUGAUGAUACAGGACCACAUGCCGGACAACAUGCUGCGCGCGUUGAAUAAGGUAAGCAGGGACGCGAGCGUCGUGCGGCAGCAGGUGAGACGGUCGCAGACGCCGCUGAGCCGUACGCCGUCGGUGAAACCGGGUCAUUACGAGCCCUUAGAGGAGACCGCCGACGGGCCCGACAUCCCCAACGAGGUGGUGCAGGUCCAGCGGGAUGAUCGGCUAGCCAGCCGAACCGCGGAUCAGGCUACCGUCGUUAACGGCGUCGAUCGCGCGCUGCACAUCCCCGCGCGCCCGGGUGCCGUCGACUCCACGUCGAUCGUCGUCGUCGACGUGGAGGUGCACGAGCGCAGAGAGACGCUGCCAGAGAAUCGGCGUUGA
This is a messenger RNA of Wasmannia auropunctata (little fire ant), 2090 nucleotides long. RefSeq names its product sn1-specific diacylglycerol lipase alpha-like (gene inaE). The record is from RefSeq and is a predicted model, not a curated record. The transcript has 10 exons. Gene Ontology annotation, biological process: lipid metabolic process. The annotation marks the transcript as partial. Lineage: Eukaryota; Metazoa; Arthropoda; Insecta; Hymenoptera; Formicidae. Gene Ontology annotation, cellular component: dendrite membrane; postsynaptic membrane.